UCUCUGCUGCUUAUUGCUCGCAGUGUGUCCCUGUCAUUUCGUCUCUUUAUCCUUUUCAACCCUCCCCUGCUUUCUGGAAACCCACCGCAUGGCCGAGGAUUGAUGAGUCUUGGAAGCUGGCUGCAUCCCUGAGCAGCAAUUCUUGUGGCCCUUGCUAGCACACACACACACACACACACACGCGCGCACACACACACAACAUCUUUGCACAUUCCUCUUCCCUCUCUCCUCCACUCGCAUCUCCCACCACCAUUGCCACCCAUGUCCCUCCCUCCCUGCCUCUGCCCCACGCUCUGGCUCCUCUCUGCCUCACUCCAAAGCUGUUGUUACUGUGCGGCUCCCGCACAUCAUUCCACGGUGAUGGAAAUUAAAUGAAGGUGGCUUAACACAGCUAACAGAGGCAUGCUUUGAAGGAUGCAACCGGGGGAAGCUGCGCUGCCAGAUCCUUUUCCAUGGACUGUGGAUUUGCGCUGCUGAGGCGAGGACAAGCAAUCACUCAGCCAUGCAGAAGCCCAGACUACAGGACUAAUCUCUCCACCUGACUUGUGGAAGCUCCACUUUUUUUUUUCUCCUGAAUUAUUUAUUCCCUGCUGCAAAAGACAAGUGUGGGACAAUGGAGCCGGAGUGAAGUAGAUGGGGAAUUUGUAGCUCUGACUGCCGUCUGCAGCACACAUGGAUGUGUUCAGCUUUGUGAAGAUGCCAAAGCUGUCAGGCCACAGGACCAAAUCCCCCGGCUGGCCGCCCCCUUCAGGGACUUGGAGUGCUUCGCAGGGACCCCCCAAUGGAUGGGACAUGGGCACCAAUAGAGAGGGGCGUGACUGCUACAUCAACCACGUCUCCCAGAGCAGCUCCCUGGAGGAGAUUCGUCUGGACGGAGACAAGUUUGUGCCACCAGCGCCCCGGAAGGUGGAGAUGAGACGGGACCCGGUGCUGGGCUUUGGCUUUGUGGCAGGCAGUGAGAAACCUGUGGUGGUACGCUCAGUCACACCAGGGGGUCCAUCAGAAGGCAAGCUGAUCCCAGGGGACGAGAUCAUCAUGAUUAAUGACGAGCCGGUCAGCUCAGCACCCAGGGAGAGGGUUAUUGACCUUGUCAGGAGCUGCAAAGAGUCCAUAUCGUUGACUGUUGUUCAGCCGUACCCAUCGCCCAAGUCGGCAUUCAUCAGCGCCGCCAAAAAGGCCAAGUUAAAGACUAAUCCUGUUAAAGUUCGCUUUGCUGAAGAGGUCAUCAUCAACGGCCAAGUCCCAGAAACGGUGAAGGACAACUCCCUUCUUUUUAUGCCAAAUGUCCUGAAGGUGUACCUGGAGAAUGGGCAGACUAAAUCAUUUAAAUUUGACAGCAACACAUCCAUUAAGGACGUCAUCUUGACCCUUCAAGAGAAGCUAUCCAUUAAGAGCAUUGAGCACUUCUCCCUGAUGCUGGAGCACAGAGCCGAUGGAUCUGCCAGCAAACUCAUGCUCCUGCACGAGCAAGAGAUGCUAACUCAGGUGACACAGAGGCCAGGGUCGCACAAGAUGAAGUGCUUUUUUCGCAUCACUUUUGUCCCGAAGGAUCCUCUGGACCUGCUGAGGAGGGACGCAGUCGCAUUUGAGUAUCUCUAUGUGCAGAGCUGUAAUGAUGUGGUACUGGAGAGAUUCGGGUCAGAGCUGAAAUACGACACGGCCCUCCGUCUGGCUGCCCUGCAAAUGUAUAUUCUAACCGUCAAUACCAAGCAGUCCCAGAAAGUGUCCCUGAAGUAUAUAGAAAAGGAGUGGGGGUUGCCGUUGUUCCUGCCUCCCGCAGUGCUCUCCAGCAUGAAAGAGAAGAACAUCAAAAAAGCCCUGACUCACAUCCUCAAAACCAACCAGAACCUGGUGCCGCCCGGCAAAAAGCUGACUGCCUUGCAGGCAAAGGUCCAUUAUCUGAAGUAUCUCAGUGACUUGAGGCUAUACGGAGGACGAGUGUUUAAAUCUACGCUAAUUCAAGGCGAGAAGCACACAGAGGUGACAUUGCUCGUGGGGCCCAAGUACGGCAUCAGUCAUGUGAUUAACACCAAAACAAACCUGGUGGCACUUCUGGCUGAUUUCAGUCAUGUGAACCGCAUCGAGAUGUAUACAGAAGAUGAGAACAGGGUUAGAGUGGACCUACAUGUCCUGGACGUAAAGCCCAUCACUCUCUUAAUGGAGUCGGUUGAUGCAAUGAAUCUGGCUUGUUUGACUGCCGGCUACUACAGAUUACUGGUGGACUCCCGACGCUCCAUCUUCAACGUGGCCAAAAAUACAGACAGUGUGGAAACAAGCCAUGCAGCGAGAGUAAAGCAGAACUACCAGGCCAUCGAGUGUACAUACAGCACACCCCAUAAAGGGUACGACGACAGAAAUAACCAGCGGUGCAGCCAGGAUUAUUCUGACCAGGAGUGUGAAUACCUCGAGCAUGGGAGAUGCGAAGGCCAAUCAGUCUACAUAACCGAGAUACACCAGCCCCAGCACUCUGUGCACAUGGUGCAGAGAGCGGAGUACUGCAGAGUCCCUUGCUCCCAAACUUACCUCAACGUCCCCAGGCCCAAAUCCCAAGACUCCUCCAGGAGUGCAAAGGUCUCUUUCAUAUUUGGAGAUCCCCCCAUGGACAGUAUAAACCCCCAAAACCUGGGCUACCAAAGACUGAUGGACGAAAGCCCAGAGAUCCUAGACAAUCACAGCCCCAUGUACCGGCGUCUCGAGGAGGACUAUAAGAUGAUGGAUGCCAUAGAAGACGGGGAUGGUUAUCAGUACUCCACCAAAAUCUUCGGUCCGACCGAGUGCAUCGAGGAGCCACUGCUACACGACAUCUGCUACGCCGAGACGACAGAUGACGCAGAGGAUGAGGACGACAUCAGCUGCGAGGAGGACAUGGUCAUGAGCGACACCGACAAGCCGAUGUUACUGUCACUCUCGGGGUCCAGUGACGACAUCAUCGACUUGACCUCCCUCCCUCCACCGCCAGAGGGUAAUGACGAGGAGGACAAUGACGUCCUGCUGCACUCCCUUAACCUGGCCAUCGCGGCUCCUCCUCCAGGCUUCAGGGACAGCUCUGAUGAGGAGGAGCAGCAGCAGGGCGCCGGGACUCAGGCCCAAGGGGCCCGCAAUGAUAUCCCAGUGUCUCUCAUAGAUUCAGUGCCCACCCACGGAGCAGAGGGCCACGGAGAGCCCCUGGACAAUGCAGUGGUGUCCACCUUGCAGGCCCUCGAGGCCCUCGCUGCAUCCGAGGAGCCGAGUCCAGCGCAGUCAGAGAGUAGCACAGGUGUAGAAAUAUCACGAGCAUUUAGUCCAGAGUCCUCCGACUCUGGCAACGAGACAAACUCCUCUGAAAUGACAGAGAGCUCCGAGCUGGCCAGCGCUCAGAGACACUCAGAGAGCCACCUGAGGAUCCAUGUAGCCACGACGGAAGGAUACCACACCACGAAUGAAGAGAAGGCAGAGGCGACUGCACAGAGCGAUGGCAGAGCCGGAGCUAUCCAGUACGGCCCCCAGGAGCCUCAGGAGGACGAAGCGAAAUCCUCGGCCGUUGCCUCCUCCCAGAUGUUUCACUCAGACGGUGGUGAGAUGGAGCCAGAGACAAUGGAAAUAAAAUCAGUCAGUGAAUACUUCACUAAGUUGCACAUGGGCUCAGUAAUGAGCAGACAGAGAGGAAAACAAAGGGAGUCCGCAGGCAGAAUCCAAGGAGAUGCCUGUGAAACCUCUGACAGGUCGCACACAACUCCCCAAGAAUCAGCUAAAGAGGAGCCCCCUCAUCUUGUUGGGAAGUACAAUGCCUUCACUGUGAGAGAUUCCUACUACAUGAAUCAACUUGAUCUAGGGCGAUCUCACAUUAAAGACAGGCAUCAAAAAGUGCAGCCGAAGGCUCCCGGAAACAAAAUGGCAGAGAAUCUCUCUCCAGAAUAUGUGAAUGACUCGCAGGCUUCCCUCGCAGGCAGGUUGAGUGUAAAGGGAGAGAAACAGGACUCAGAUGAAAAAAGCCAAAAGAUAAACACCCAUCUUCGCUCCCCAUCCAAAGGGCCCGUCUCCGCAGAGGGAAAUGCCACCGCACAGGAUAAUGAGCAGCAGCAAAUUAAGAUUCCGGCAUCAGAGCAAGACGCCACGCGGAUAUAUGAAUACCAUGUGAGCAAGCGUAUGUCAUCGCUACAGAGCGAGGGCGUUCAUUCCCUCCAGAGCUCGCAGUGUUCCUCUAUAGAUGCCGGCUGCAGCACAGGCAGCAGCAGCUGUGCCACUCCCAUGGAUUCUCCCCUUUGUGCCACAGACAAUAUGCAUGUACUGUCUGAGUCCUCGCUCAAGGGGCUGGGUUAUGCAACUGCGGAGGAGAAAGGUUACGGGCCUCCAGGCCAGGGGAGGCCUGGUCAUCCCGUGGACCCCACCCUGCUGCGGAAGAUCCACGCAGCUACCAGUGCCGAGCCUGGAUUCACAAUUACACGGGAUGGCAGUCACAGGAUGCCCAAGAUAAAAGAGACCACAGCUUGCACACAGCUGAAGAAGGCUGGAGAAGAGUCAUCUUUAGCUCUCUGUAAUGAGACCAGUACCACCACCAAAACCAUGUCACCAUCAUCAUUACAAAGUAGCACAGAGCCCAGCCAGCUAACACCGGCCAGCCCCGAACCCAACUUGCACGCCCUGGCUUCCCCCUCAAGCAGAUCUUUUUGUGACCCUACAGCAGGCGCCCUCAGGAGGCCACGCAGGGUCCGGAUGCUCAGGAGGAGCUGGAGCACCAUAAUGCCAGGUUCUAGGAGCUUAGAAGCACUGCUAGAGAAGACCAAAGCCACACUCACAGGGAAAAGUGGUGGUCGGAAUUGUCCGUCUCAAGAUGCUACAAAAGUACAGAGGAUAUUCUCUGCCAAAACCUUGCCCAAAAGUUUGUCCCAGGGUUCAGUCGCCACCUCUUACUCCUCUGGUAGAGGGCUGCCUAGAGGAGCUUCGCCAUUGCUGCCAGAGUCAACAGCACCGAGGCUGGAUGCGGGUACCUGGAGGUGCCGUGGGCCGUUCAGUCACUGCUUCCUCAGGAGAAAGACCAACACCGGUCGGGUUAAUGAGGGCAGAAAGAUGCCCUCAGAUGCUCUGUGUUCCGUCAGCUCGAUUUCUUUCAGCAACGAGGAGAGCACAAAGAAGAGAGCAGACCAUAAAGCUGAGCAGACUAAUAAGGUUACGGUUAUGACUGACACGAGCCUUGAAGCAAGGUUAACUUGCGUAAAUUCAAUGAAGGGUAAAACCUACAGUCUUCACACGGGGUUCGCGCUCGCACGAAAGGAUGCCUUAGACAUGAUCGGUGUGUUGCGUUCCAGUGUUGGCCGCUCGCCCAGAGGGGAAAGGCCCGAGGUCAACGAUGCUGAAAUGGAAACCUUCUCCCAGCUUCUUGUCAUGCAAGCCAAAGUGUUGGGCAGCGCCUGCAGUCGGAUGGCCGUGGAGUACAGCAGCCCAGAGGAGUUGCUGCUCACUCUGACGCACAGCUUCCACACACUCUGCUGCCUAACACAAGCCUGCAUGUCACUGGUGGAAGGCCUGAGCUCCGAGAGGAAGCGGCGCGAGGUGGUAGCCAAGGUGGACGAGGUCGUCAUGAACUACGUGUGUCUGCUGAGAGCAGCUGAGGCGGCGGCUUCAGGAAGCGCGCCAAGUGACCAAAGUGUGAAUGCAUUGACACAUCACUCUGCCACCAUGUCUGCUAUUAUAAAUGCACUAAUUCACUCGCUGAAAACACUGCUCAACAAAUAAACUGUUGUGUUUUUUUUUGUCUUGAUAAUUGAUUUUUAAAGCCAUACAUUUGAGACAUGGGUUUAACAACCAAUGUGAACUGCUGUGAAAAAAAAAGAAAUCUUGCCUUGUGUAUACAAUAUUUUAUUAUGUAAAGUAAAAAUAAAAUGAUAUGAAUCAUUCAAAUUUUAAAUAGAUUAUAUGAAGGCUCUAUGAACAAGCAUACAACCCUCCUCUAGAGUAUAUUAUCAAAUAUUACAUGAUAGGGAUUAUUUUAAUGAUUUAUUGGUAAUAUGUAGAUUAUUACAACCUUAUUGGUACCUUGUUUAUAAAUUGUCUAUAUAAAAUAUAUAUUAUGUUGGAGAAAUGCAUAAACUAUAUACAGCUGUAGACAAAUCAUUGCACAGAACAAGACAUGGUCAAAUAAAAGUAACGCAUAUGACUUUUUUCAUUUGCUGGAUUAAAUUUAAUUUAAUGAAUACUUUA
Molecule: messenger RNA, 6177 nt
Organism: Scophthalmus maximus (turbot)
Lineage: Eukaryota; Metazoa; Chordata; Actinopteri; Pleuronectiformes; Scophthalmidae
Gene: frmpd4
Product: FERM and PDZ domain containing 4
Exons: 17
Coding region: 673-5712 (1679 amino acids)
Cellular component (GO): cytoskeleton
Molecular function (GO): protein binding
Source: RefSeq, a predicted model, not a curated record